GUGCCGGAGGACAAGGUGAACCCGCAGCCGGACUUCUGCUGCACUGGGGCUCCGAAUGACCCAGAAUCUGGGGUGGGCUUAGGCCCCGGGCCGCGUGUUCUUGCCACGAGAACCCCUAGCAGCCUGGCCUUGGAAUGGCUGGAUGAGGUGCAUUCGUUGGUUCAUUCAGAUACUGUUAAGAGCCAGCUGUGUGCUAGGAGUGAGAUGGCCUCAAUCUUGCGAAGCCCUCAGGCUCUCCAGCUCACUCUAGCCCUGAUCAAGCCUGACGCAGUCGCCCAUCCACUGAUUCUGGAGGCUGUUCAUCAGCAGAUUCUAAGCAACAAGUUCCUGAUUGUACGAAUGAGAGAACUACUGUGGAGAAAGGAAGAUUGCCAGAGGUUUUACCGAGAGCAUGAAGGGCGUUUUUUCUAUCAGAGGCUGGUGGAGUUCAUGGCCAGCGGGCCAAUCCGAGCCUACAUCCUUGCCCACAAGGAUGCCAUCCAGCUCUGGAGGACGCUCAUGGGACCCACCAGAGUGUUCCGAGCACGCCAUGUGGCCCCAGAUUCUAUCCGUGGGAGUUUCGGCCUCACUGACACCCGCAACACCACCCAUGGUUCGGACUCUGUGGUUUCAGCCAGCAGAGAGAUUGCAGCCUUCUUCCCUGACUUCAGUGAACAGCGCUGGUAUGAGGAGGAAGAGCCCCAGUUGCGCUGUGGCCCUGUGUGCUAUAGCCCAGAGGGAGGUGUCCACUAUGUAGCUGGAACAGGAGGCCUAGGACCAGCCUGAUGCAGGUCUAUGAAGACCAGUGGUAGUGCCCAGACUUCUCCUAGACAUCUAGUCUAAAACAUUCUCCUAGGACCAGGGAAGCCUGGCUUACAGUGCCAUUUCUGCUGGGCACCACCACCUGCCUGAGGGCCUAGCUCACCACAGCACAUCCUCCAGGAUCUAGCCUUCUAUCUACCUCUUCUCUGGAAUGUUUAUGGUGGUUCAGAAGAAUGAUGACUCCUCUUUGCUGAGAACUGUUCAUCCUUCUUCAAGAAGAAGCUUGCCAGGCCGGGCACGGUGGCUCACGCCUAUAAUCCCAGCACUUUGGGAGGCCGAGGCAGGCGGAUCACAAGGUCAGGAAUUCGAGACCAGCCUGACCAACAUGGUGAAACCCCAUCUCUACUAAAAAUACAACAAUUAGCCAGGCAUGGUGGUGCAUGCCUGUAAUCCCAGCUACUCAGAGGCUGAGGCAGGAGAAUUGCUUGAACCUGGGAGGCAGAGGGUGCAGUGAGCCGAGAUCGUGCCAUUGCACUCCAGCCUGGGCGACAUUCUGUCUCAAAAAAAAAAAAAAAGAAGCUUGUCUAAUUGACUUGCCUAAAAAAUGCAGUGACUCCAAACAACAUUUGACCUGUCUUCCUCAAUAAAAGUCAGUGUUCUCCUGAAUCCUUUAUGCUGCCACAUUUAGGGGAAACUUUUCAGGCUUCAUCAUUCUGACUUCUCAGCAGCAUUCAGUUAUUGCUUCAUUCUCCAGAAACACUCUCUUCUCUUGGAUUUUCUGAUCCCACACCCUUGGUUUUCUCCUUCUGUGUGUUUUUCUUCAUCUCCUUUAUCAGCUUAUGCAAACAUUUAUUUUCAUAAAUUCUCUAUUCAAGACAUACUGAAAAAUGCAAAGAUGGUUAAGACAUGAUUGGGUCCUCAAGUUGCUAAUUAUGAAUUUGGGUGGUCAGCCAGCUAUAACGUGGCAGAGAUGGAGAAGUGCCCUAACAGAGGUAUAAAGUCCUGUGGGAGAACAGAGGAAAGAAGGUUUCCUUUGGCUGGGUGAGGAGGUGAAGGAGAUAGGGUGGAAAGUCUUUUAUAAAAGAUAUAGCUGGCUUUGGAACUAAGCCUGAAGGUCAAAUAGGGUAUCCAUAGCAGGGGUCUGGGGCACUAGACAGUCUGUUCAUUUUCAGGAAUAUAUGGGUCAGUUUUGUAUGUGUGACCUAAGAAACCUGUGACACUUCUUACAGGUCUUGACUUUUCUUUCUCAGUACAUGUGUAUUUCUCUUUUUGGUGGCCUUGAAACCUUUGAGUUGAAAAUUGCCUUCACCAUCUGCCACUUUCACUAAUGGUAGACCAGGAAAUUUGGACCCACUGAACAUAGAGAACAACUAGAAAAGCUGUGCAAAAUAUAAACAGCAUCUAUCUGAAAGCAUCAGCUGGCAAUAUAGAACCAAAAUUCAGGACACGAAGGAAACUCAAGAGAAGUGAGCCUGGGACUUAGAGCUACUUUUCCCAUAAGGGCACCUGCUGAUUCUGGAAGAGGCAGCUAAGAAGCUGAGUAGAACUUUCAACAACUUCUUGUGUUAGGGAGCCAGCUUCAUGAAUGCUGGCAGAAAACACAGGAUUACUUGGGCAGAGACUACUGCUCAGGGCACAGCAGGCAGUGUGUUAGCCUUGGUCUCCCUUGCCCUCCAAGUCCCACAGGGCAAUACUGGCAGGCCCAGGAAAGUGUUACACACUGCAGGUUUGCAUGACGGCUAAGGAACCACAAUCUUAGGGAGAUACUAUCUCUGUCUUCUAAGGCCAUUUGCUGUACAAAAAUCCUUGAAAUACCUGGGCACAGUGGCACACCUAUAAUCCUAGCACUUUGGGAGGCUGAGGCAGGCGGAUCACCUGAGGUUGGGAGUUCCAGACCAGCCUGACCAACAUGGAGAAAUCCCGUCUCUACUAAAAAUACAAAAAUUAGCCAAGCGUGGUGGCGCGAGCCUGUAAUCCAGCUACUCGGGAGGCUGAGGCAGGAGAAUCGCUUGAACCCAGGAGGCGGAGGUUGUGGUGAGCCAAGAUCACGCCGUUGCACUCCAGCCUGGGCAACAAGAGUGAAACUCCAUCUCAAGAAAAAAAAAAUCCUUGAAAUAGUCUGGAACAAAAUCUGUCAACAUCUCAGCCCACAAAGUAUCAACAAAAUUGAUAUUUUGUUGCAUUUAAAAAAUUUAAAUGGUGGUCAAAGCGUACAAAAUCUGACAAUUAAGACACCCACAAGAGACACAGAAUUAUCUCCCAAUAAAAUUGUCUCAUAAAAACCUGGCUCCCACAAAUAUGGAAAGGGAGAAAACUAGAAUAAACCCUGUGGUGUCGAAUUGGA
Molecule: messenger RNA, 3085 nt
Organism: Homo sapiens (human)
Lineage: Eukaryota; Metazoa; Chordata; Mammalia; Primates; Hominidae
Source: RefSeq, a predicted model, not a curated record